AUGGCUAGUGGUAACGCCUACGACGAGGACGACAUUCCGCGCUUCUGCGAGCGAGCACAGCAGGUGUUCAAGGCCCAGUCGGCUCGAUACUUUGUACACGGGCUCCUGGUCCGCGGCGCCACGCUGGAACUCUGGGUUUUUGAACGCUCGGGGGCCUACAGCAGCGAGAGGCUUGAUUUGGCGCAGAGACCUGACCUGCUGCUGCGUGUGUUGGCCGGCUCCAACUUGAUGAGUGAUGAGGAAGCUGGGUUUGACAGUUUUGUAUUGCGUGCUGGCUACAUCACAUUUCACCAGCGCAACAUGUUCCACCUUCGAGUGGAGCUGAUCGCAACGGCAGACUACAUAGUCAGGCUCUGA
This is a messenger RNA of Penicilliopsis zonata CBS 506.65, 357 nucleotides long. RefSeq lists its product as hypothetical. The coding region runs from base 1 to 357 and encodes 118 amino acids. The transcript has a single exon. Lineage: Eukaryota; Fungi; Ascomycota; Eurotiomycetes; Eurotiales; Aspergillaceae. The record is from RefSeq and is a predicted model, not a curated record.